This is a messenger RNA of Saccoglossus kowalevskii, 3027 nucleotides long. Its product is annotated as slit homolog 3 protein-like. Lineage: Eukaryota; Metazoa; Hemichordata; Enteropneusta; Harrimaniidae. The record is from RefSeq and is a predicted model, not a curated record.
AUGAGUUGGCAAAUCACUCUCUUCAUAUAUGUUGGGCCAAUAUUGCUGAUGAAUUCUGGUACACUGAAAGGAUGUCCAUCUGAAUGCAGUUGUGAAGACAGUGAUGGAAAGUUGUAUGUCGAUUGCAGUCACGGUGGUCUGUCUGAAAUUCCUCCAAAUAUUCCAUCUGAUACUACGAGAUUAGUAUUGGAACAUAACGAUUUGACAAGAAUUCCGGAACAUGCUUUUAUGGAUUUGUAUGGGCUGGUUUACAUAAACCUCGGAUGGAACGCAAUUAAUGAUAUUUCACCAAAUGCUUUUUCUGGCGUAGCCAGCUUAACGGAACUUAUAUUACAUAGCAACGGAUUAACAUCGUUAUCGGAAACUGUUUUUAACGAGUUACCAAACCUCAAGAAACUUAAUAUAUCCUACAAUUCGUUAACAUCUUUACCAAGUGAAAUAUUUCACAACUUGACUGAUUUAACAACACUUGACUUGUCCUAUAACAAUCUUCAAUCAUUGAAUUCAUCAAGUUUUCACAAUCUAACAGCACUAGAAUUCUUACUACUCGCUGAAAAUCCCUGGUCAUGUGACUGCCACAUGGAGGCUUUCAAGAGAUGGAUACACAAUAACACACAACUGAGACAGCAGCAGGUUCCAUAUAUGGGUCAGCUACUCACGGGCAAUGGAUUGAUACCAGAUACUAUGAAAGUCUCUGCUAUCGCUAAAAUGCCACGUCUGACUGAUAAGAAAGCAGUACGUUUGUUAGGUUCCAUGGAUUAUUUGUCACGAGUUAUGCCAAAUCUUUCUAAGGUAUGUGAGCCACUUCCUCAGACUCCUGAGAAAAAUGUAGAAUUUAUGUGGGAAAGUCACCAAGCUGAAGCCUUCACCACAUCAGCACCGUUAUUUCAAUACCAUCAUAUCAAAAUGAGUUGGCAAAUCACUCUCUUCAUAUAUGUGGUGCCUAUAUUGCUGAUGAAUUCUGGUACACUGAAAGGAUGUCCAUCGGAAUGCAGUUGUGAAGACAGUGACGGAGAGUUGCAUGUCGAUUGUAGUCACGGUGAUAUGUCUGAAAUUCCUUCAAAUAUUCCAUCUGAUACUACGAGAUUAGUAUUGGAACAUAAUGAUUUGACAACAGUACCGGAACAUGCUUUUAUCGAAUUGUAUGCGCUGGUUCACAUAAACCUCGGAUGGAACGAAAUUACAGAGAUUUCACCAAGUGCUUUUGCUGGCGUAACCAGACUAACAGAACUGUUGUUGCAUAGGAACAGAUUAACAUCGUUACCGGAAACUGUUUUUAAAGAGUUACCAAACCUCGGGAAACUCGAUAUAUCCUACAAUUCGUUGACAUCUUUACCAAGUGAAAUAUUUCACAACUUGACUGAUUUAACAACACUUGACUUGUCCUAUAAUAAUCUUCAAUCACUGAAUACAUCAAUAUUCAAUAGGUUAUACAAUCUACUUGAGUUACGUCUCCACACUAAUGACAUAACAUUCUUACCAUCAUCGAUAUUCCAUGCACUGACAAAACUAAUAUACCUGAGCGUUAGUUAUAAUGAACUGACAUCUUUAUCAACCACUCAUUUCAGUACAUUGACAAGUCUAAGAUCUCUCCAACUUUAUAAUAAUAAAUUAACUGCGUUGCCACGUGACAUAUUUAAACCAUUGACUGAAUUGACAUCGUUACAUAUAGGUUCAAAUCAACUACAUUCUCUAACGAUCCAUAAUUUAACACAGUUGGUCACCUUGCAUGCGUCACAUAAUAGAUUCACAGAUAUAUCUUUUCAACAAGAAUUAACAGAGAAUGCAGUAAAUAUUUUUGGAUUGCCAAACUUACGUUAUUUAUAUUUGCAAAAUAAUGACAUUACACAUGUACAUGGAACAAUUGAUAUUUUCUCCGGAAUAAAUAGCUUGAUGCUCGGAUUCAAUAAACUUACGUUUUUACCUCGGCUUCCUUCAGGACUACGUCAUUUAUACCUCGAAAAUAACAAAUUUGCACAUUUGCCUGACACUAUUCAGAGUUUAUCGAAUCUCCACAGACUAACUCUUAAUAGCAAUGAACUAAAACAUUUACCAAAUUUUCACAAUCUAACAGCACUACAAGUGUUAAAGCUCUCAGGUAAUCCCUGGUCAUGUGACUGUCACAUGACUGCUUUCAAGAGAUGGAUACACAAUAACACACAAGUAGAUACCCAACUAAUCUGUCAAUAUCCAAUCGAGUAUACCGGAACAAACAUUGUCAAUUUAACAGUAUCAGAUCUUCAGUGUCUUCCACCGAAAUUUAACAGCCCAUUUGAAUGGGUGUAUGUUGGGAUAGGUGAAUCCAUAACACUGACUGUUAAUGUUAAUGUCCCACUUCCACAUAUCCAGUGGAUACCUCCUAGUGGCAUUGUAAUUGGUACUGAGCGUGAUUCUGUAGUCCGUCUUGAAUCAGACGGCAGUCUUUUCAUCCCAUCUGUACAGAAUGACUUAGUUGGGUCAUAUGUGUGCAUUGCGAACUACGAUAAGGACCAAGCAGUAGCAGUACGAUAUCUACAAAUACGUUCUCCACCACGAGCCACGACCACAUAUGCGACUGGCUUACCGCCCACUACCUACAUACCUGAGACGACCAGUGAGAACACCUCUCGUAAUAUAUUAUUCACAAUAAAUACCAGAACAAAGGAUGCCCAUGAAACAGCACCAACUAAACAAGAUUAUUUACCAACUUAUGUAGGAUACGUUGCAUCAUUUAUUAUGGGGUCGGUGAUUGGAACAGUUACGAUAGUGUUUAUACUUUGCUGUCGACGCCAUCGUGGUCGUAAACAAAAUACAACACCGGAGAGUACAGAAGUAAACAUCGAUCUUCCUUCUCGCAAUAAUUUGAAUGAUGAUCCUAAUCUCCACUACGCGGAUCUCAGCAAUGUAGAUUCCAAUAUUUAUCAACAAUUGACUACGAUUAAUAACGUCACUGGGGGUUAUGUUAAUUCAGAGAUGUUAGCGACACAAGUGGUUCCUCAAGAAGAUGGUGAACAUACAGAGAACAUUUAUCAUUCCGUUGAUGCUUGA